Messenger RNA from Protopterus annectens (West African lungfish), 354 nucleotides. Its product is annotated as V-set domain-containing T-cell activation inhibitor 1-like. Gene Ontology annotation, biological process: cell surface receptor signaling pathway; cellular response to lipopolysaccharide; T cell costimulation. Gene Ontology annotation, cellular component: external side of plasma membrane. The record is from RefSeq and is a predicted model, not a curated record. Lineage: Eukaryota; Metazoa; Chordata; Ceratodontiformes; Protopteridae.
CUGUUUAUUUACAGAUUGUUCCUGAUCCAUCAAGUGCAGUAGUUGGAAGUAAUGUCACACUGAACUGUAUAUUUGAACAAAGUUAUGAUGCCAAGAACGAUGUGAUUUUGUGGGAGUUCAUGACUGAUUCAAAACGCAUCACUGUUUGGGGAUCUGUCCCAGGUACUGAUAAAUUAAAUGAGCAGGAUCAGCACUUCCAGGGUCGAACAGAAGUCGAGUUUAAGCAAGAAAAAGCCUCCCUCACUCUCCAGAAUAUCAGGCUGUCAGACAGUGGAGAGUAUCGCUGUCUUAUAUUCGGGAAUGAAGAAAGCUCUAAGUACUUAUCUUCGAAACUUGUUGCACUGUCUAUUUCAG